Aspergillus lentulus is the source of this 3099-nucleotide messenger RNA. Its product is annotated as evolved beta-galactosidase subunit alpha. The record is from RefSeq and is a predicted model, not a curated record. Gene Ontology annotation, cellular component: beta-galactosidase complex. Gene Ontology annotation, biological process: lactose catabolic process. NCBI's taxonomy places the organism in Eukaryota, Fungi, Ascomycota, Eurotiomycetes, Eurotiales, Aspergillaceae. Gene Ontology annotation, molecular function: beta-galactosidase activity; carbohydrate binding.
AUGUUCGGCUCUUUUCCAGCCCAGCAGCCAGACUGGUCGAAUGUGGGGGUCAUCAGUCGUUGUCAGCUCUCUCCCCGGUCGUAUUUUUUCCUCUAUGAGUCCGAGAAGGAUGGAUUGGCUGGAUCCCUGGAUCAUGCAUGUUCCCUCUGUCUCAGCGGUAAAUGGAAGUUCCAUCACGAUCGCAAUCCAUUCGAGGCACCUCAGGGGUUUCACCGACCUGGCUACGACACGACAGACUGGCCCGAGAUUGAUGUCCCCGGCCACUGGCAGUUGCAGGGCUGGGGAAAGCCACAGUACUCCAACAUCAACUACCCCUUUCCGGUGGAUCUGCCUCACGUUCCACUUGAUCAGAAUGAAACAGGCAGCUAUGUGCGGAAGUUUACUAUACCGACAUCCUUUGUUGGUCAACAGCUGCGACUGAGAUUCGAAGGGGUCGAUUCCGCUUUUCAUGUAUAUGUGAACGGAAUCGAGGUCGGGUAUUCGCAAGGAGCCCGCAACCCCGCUGAGUUUGAUAUUACCUCCAUGGUCUCUCCGAAGGAGAAUAUUCUCGCUGUGAGUGUCUAUCAAUUCUGCGAUGGCAGCUAUCUGGAGGAUCAGGAUCAGUGGCGACUCAGUGGAAUCUUCCGGGACGUCUACCUUCUGGCCUUUCCCAAAGCACACAUCGAGGACGUUCACGUUCAGACACGGCUGGAUGAUGAAUACAUGGAUGCUCUGCUUGAAAUCGGACUAUCGCUGCAAGGAAGCGGAACCGUUGCCUUGAAGCUUCUAGAUCAGGAUAAUCAAACUAUUCUCACAGAGAUGAGGCAGGCUGAUGGCGCCUCAUGUAUCAGCAUUACCAUACCCGUGGAUCGGCCUCACAAAUGGAGUGCAGAGCAUCCUUAUCUGUACCGGCUCAUCAUUGCCUUUAACAAUCGCUUCAUUGUUCAGAAUGUCGGGUUUCGGAGGAUCGAGGUGAAAGGCGGCCUCUACCUUGUCAACGGACAGCGCAUCGUGUUUAGAGGGGUAAACCGACACGAACACCACCCGCGGUACGGCCGUGCAGUGCCUUAUGAGUUCAUGAAGAGAGAUCUGUUGAUGAUGAAGAAACACAACAUCAAUGCUAUUCGAACCUGUCACCAGCCGAGUGACCCACGACUCUAUGACCUUGCCGAUAAGCUAGGGCUUUGGGUUAUGGACGAAGCGGAUCUGGAAUGUCAUGGCUUUCUCACCGUUGAUCGAGUGGGAUUGUCUGACGAAGACAGACGCAAGAGCUACGAGGAUCGAAUAGCCUUGCUAUAUACUCGCCCCGGUCGCUUCACCACAGACAACAAUACAUGGAAACAGCAAUACGUCGACCGCGCCGUUCAACUCUGCCAAAGAGACAAAAACCAUCCCUCUGUUGUAAUGUGGUCUUUAGGAAAUGAAUCGUUUUAUGGCUGCAAUAUCCAGGCAAUGUAUGAUGCUAUCCGCGCGAUUGACCAGACUCGACCGAUCCACUAUGAGGGAGACAAAAAGCACCAGACGGUCGAUAUCUGGUCUCUUAUGUAUCUCAGUGUUGAGCAGCUGACCCAGCAUGCAAUGGAACCAAAUUUCUCUAUGCCUCUCAUUCUGUGUGAAUACGCCCAUGCGAUGGGAAAUGGGCCGGGCAAUCUCAAAGAAUACAUCGAGGCAUUCUACCGAUACCCACGCUUGCAAGGUGGUUUUGUUUGGGAAUGGGCCAACCAUGGACUCUGUUCUGAGACUCAGACCGGAGAGGAGUUUUUUGCCUAUGGAGGUGAUUUUGGAGACGAGCCCAAUGACUAUAAUUUUGCCCUUGACGGGCUAUUGUUCUCUGACCACACUCCGACUCCAGGGCUUAGAGAGUAUAAGAAGGCAAUUGAGCCGGUUCAGGUUCAAUGUUAUGCCGAUGGAACGGUUCAAAUCAUUAAUCGCUAUGAUAUCAUCACCUUGGAUCAUCUGUACUGUGAGGCCUCUGUGAUUGGGGAUGGAUGUAGAUUGCCACUCGGGGAGGUCUCAAUUCCGCCGGGAGUUCCUCCACACACCGGUGCUGCGAUGCGUCUUCCCAAGACCGCCCUUGUUCAGUGGCAAGGGGAGGCCUAUCUUCAGCUAGACUUUCGUCUCAAGGAGUCAAAUCCGUGGGCCCAGAAAGGCUAUUUGGUGUCAACCUCGCAGGUGCAGAUCAGUCCGCCGCACAAUGAGGCUUCGGUUCCGAGCAGCUUGGUGCCCCUGAGUAUCGCCAUCACUCCAAGCAGUCUAUCGAUGGGCUGUCCGGGAACUGAGUGGGAGUUUUCCCUCGCCUCGGGCAGGCUUUCGUCUUGGAAAAAAUCUGGCACGGAGCUCAUUCACGCUGGCCUCGGACCGGUGCUCGACAUUUGUCGGGCCAUGACUGAUAACGACCGGCGACAGGAUGGAGUGGACUGGGUGGAAAAAUUCCUAUACUUCAGCAAAUCCCACACUCGCUCUGUCUCAUGGUCCACGGUAGACCCCACAUCUUCGUCGAUCCAAGUCACCGUGAACAGCCGCCUUGCUCCGUGUGCUCUGUCCUGGUUCAUUGAUGUCACCACAAAGUAUACUUUCCGAUCGGAUGGAAAAGUGCAGCUAAUAUGUAAUGGUGACGCCGGGGGGGAGAAUUUGCCUCGCACGCUGCCGCGUAUCGGGCUCGUCUUCGGCUUGCCUUUGACGUUGGAUCACGUACAGUGGUUUGGACGGGGACCCGGGGAGAGUUACAAGGACAAGAAGCUCUCGCAGAACUUUGGAACCUGGGACUCGCGCAUUGAAGACUUAUUUGUCGAUUAUGAAUUUCCACAGGAAUCAGGAAACCGAACGGACGUCCGAUGGGUCAAAUUGAGCAGUGGCCGCGAUACCAGUGAGUCUGGUGCGUCCCUGAAGGCCAGCUUCGGACGCCAGGCGGGGUUUAGCUUCAUGGCUAGCUACUACACUUGGAAAGACUUGGAAAAAGCCAAGCAUCGCUACGAUUUACACCGUGUUCGCAAGGAUUAUAUCACUUUGCGGCUCGAUGCGGACCAUCACGGUUUAGGAUCAGGGAGCUGUGGGCCGAAGACGAGGGAGGAGUAUGCAUUGAAGCCAGGAGCAUUUACUUUUGAGAUCUAUCUCGAAUAG